Molecule: messenger RNA, 516 nt
Organism: Populus trichocarpa (black cottonwood)
Lineage: Eukaryota; Viridiplantae; Streptophyta; Magnoliopsida; Malpighiales; Salicaceae
Exons: 2
Coding region: 95-364 (89 amino acids)
Source: RefSeq, a predicted model, not a curated record
AAGGCCUAGAUAAGGGUCUUUUCUGCGACAUGAAGCCCAUAGAGCCACAGGCUUAAGUCUGCCAGUGGUCUGAUCGGGGUUGAGAGACGAGAGAAUGGAGAAAGACGAGAGAGGGAAAGAGAAGGAGAGGGAGAAAGUAUGCAAGAGGUGCAAGCAGACAUUCACUUCCUCUUCCAACACUUCUUCUGCUUGCCGUUUCCAUCCAUCUAUUUUUGUCUGCCGUCGUCAUGAUGACCAAAAAAGGUACUAUGAAUUGGGACCUGAAGAUCCACCAUAUGCUGCGAAAUUUUAUGAUUGUUGCGGGGCUGAGGACCCUGAGGCAUCUGGCUGCACUACCAGUUUUCAUGUGUCAUAUGAUGAUUGAUGUAAUGUUUCUCAUCAUCACCUAGAUUUUGACUGGAUUGAAUCUGAAUAUAUAUAUGCGUGCUUUAUUAUCGGGUGUCUGUAAAUGUAUCAUGGGAUAAUUGUCUUUUGUUAGGUACUUUGCAAUAAUGUUACACCUUAAAUUAGGUUUUA